UGUCUUCUGUCCUACAUGUGUGCGUGUUUACUUUAUUUUUACAGUUACACAGGUUGCCUAACAUAGUUACUUAACGCCAUGGCACUUUCGAAGUACUUAUUCCAGCACUUAGCUUGGAUCACGCAUAGACUAUAAUUCAUUGAGAAAUAUGGUAUACAUUUCCGAAAUUGUCAAUUAGUCUUAAAAAAUUCUGCUGAUUAAAUAAUCAUGGGCGACAUGGCAUGGCCAAUCUAAUAAUUAUUAUAACUUGUUAACUAGUAUUAAUUUUCGCCGUGUCACGGUUUUUUUAAAUUUUUUUUUAUUAGUGUGUCAAUAUCACCAUCAACGUAGUCAGAGUAGUCACACUAGUUUUGUGUAUACUAUUUUCUAGACUACUUUACUGACUCAGGACUUAGUGACUCUCUGACACUACCAUGCAAGGCGAUUACUAUUACUAAUUACUAUUAUUAUUAUUUAUUUAUUAUAUUAUAAUAUACUAGGCGUAGGCCUAUUAUACUGAUACUAGACUAGACUAAGUAUAACUAUAGGCUAUAGGCAUAGGCAAUGUUCCCUCUAAGGUUUGUUGGUUCCUGUGCAAAAUCAUCAAUUUUUUUGCGCGCAAAAUUUUCAGCCUACAGACACAAACUCAAACACACACUCAAGUGGAAAUUAGCUGCUAGGUACCCAAAACUGCUGCGCGGCGUCUGUGAGAUUGCUGCGCAGCCGCGCAGCUUAAAGGGAACAUUUACUAUAGGGUAUUAGUUUAGACUUUUAAAAGUUUAAGCUUACGGUUAAUUUGUUAAUCAUUCACUUUCAAUGCUACCCAUCAUUGUAUCUUAAUCUUCAUUAUCUCUUCUGGUCUGGUGUGUCCUGCUUCCGUUUCCAAUCCGCCGCCCCACCCCCAACUACACAUUUUGUAUUAAUAAUAUUGAUACUGAGUGAAAAAAAGGCUGUCAUGCUUGAUGUGAGAACUGUAGUAAAAAAAGACAUUUCUUAAAGGGAGGUGACUAAUAUUAUUAUAUUAAAUCAAUUUGAAUUAAGAGCCUCGGGUAUGGUGUAAGAAUAUUGUUUAAAUUUAAAGUAGACCUGCACAACUCAAAAUGUAAGGUGGGUUAUAAUACUCUAUGAAAAAUUGUGCAGGCCAAAAGAAAAUAGGACAGGGUGAACACUAUCAAGAAAAUAAUAAUAAAAAAGAAUAUUUUGUUACUUUGUGGGUGCUGGCGGGGCCCAUGUGGCCCGCAGGCCGUAUGUUUGCAGGCCUGGUUUAAAGGAAGGCAGGUAAGGUGUAGGAUUGUCUGUAGGCCUAUUGUUUAAAUUUAAAGGCUGGCACUGGCAGGUAGGGCUGUCUGUUUUUCUAUUAGUAUUAGUCAAUUGUUUAAAGGUCUAUUAUUGUAGAAAAUUAGAAGGUAAGUCAUUUUUUGUAAAACUUACCCUCACCUGGUAUUUUCUCAAAAUACCCGGAUCAUUGUAUAAAAACUGCAUCCGGUUAAACCCUAGUAUCCUAAUAAUUACAAUAUAUAUAAAGACAAUAAAUGAACCCUGACAAUAAUUGCUCAGAUAAAGACAUCAUGUCAUAGAUAUAUAUUAUAGUAAAAUAAAAAAUAUUUCACUAGUAUUCUGAUGUGGUAGUUUUAAAUUUAAAUAUGUCUAUUCUGUCUAAUCAAUAUGUUCUCUGAUGGAUUCCUCAUCAACAUUUGUCAUAUGGGCAUGGCAUACAAAUACAAUACUCUUGAAAAUGCAAUGUGCUUUAUUAGUUAGAUUUAAAGAUUUCUUACUUAUUUUAAUUUGUUACGAAAGGCAGAAAUGUUUCUAAUUUCCUAAGAGUCACUUGAAAUGUCUCUCUAAACAUGAUUUGCUUUAAAAUUGUUGGGCCUAAGCAUUUUUUGAAUGAUCUUCACACUUGCUAGUUUCAUAAAUAUUUCAUCUAUAGCUUUACUUUUUUAAGACCUGAUUAAUUUUGCUACAUGGUAACUACAUUCUUAAACUUUCAUCUACUUAAGAUUUAAAAUUCACUUGUAAUUAUUUUGACCUGUUUGGCGCAAUUUUUCUUUUGUAGAUGGUGAAAUAGUUUUUUGGAAUCAUGUGACUAUUGAUGAAUCUUUGUUGGAAAGAUUCACCAAUAGAUUGAAAUAGGGAUUACAAACUUAAAGAAUAUUUUAGUUCUGGUAGGGUAUGUUGCUGAAUCCAUUUACUGGCAUAUGUGCAACGGUUGGGGAAGCGAUGCUGCUGUCCUAACAGCUCCUAGCGAAUUCCAGGGCAGCCUUGAAGCUCUAGAUUGAUGUCUUUGAGGGUGGGGAUGUCAAAUCUUUUUAAAAGGCCAGUGACAAAUUGUCUUGUUGAGGGAGUACAUAUAGGUUGAUGGUUUUUUUUUCUUGAGAUGCUCAUUGUGUAGCAUUUGGUUUAGUUAAAUUUCAUGCCCCAUUAGUCCGCCCAAUUCAUAACGCACUUCAAAUCUGCUUAGAAGUAGUUGUGGACAUCGUAGCCGUUUAUCUCUCUGUAGACAACACAGUCAUCUGCAAACAGCCUCACUUGGGAUUUUACAGUAUCAAGGAGGUCGUUGUGUUAGGAAUGUUGAGAGCCAGGAGUAGAGGUUGCCGGUAAUGCUGUAGUGAUGGAGCUUCUGUAGAAGAAGGCUGUGUGUAACAGUGUCGAAUGUCUUAGAGUAGUUGAGAAUUGCCAUGUCGACCUGGUUACCUUUGUCAUAGGAGGCAAGGAGGUCAUUGGUGGUGAUGAUUAAUUGAGUUUCUGUUGAGAAUCCAGAGCGGAAACCGUGGUUUAGGUUGGUCAAAAUGUUGUAGUGUUCAAGGUAGUUCAUAAUGUGGCAACAGAUGAUGUGUUCUAGAAUUUUACAUGGGACGGAGGUCAGGGAUAUUGGGCGGUAGUUUGGUAGGUUAUGACGGUCACCUUUCUUGUAGGCACUGGUGAUAUUUGCAUCAAGCCAGUCUGGCGGGAGUUUGCCAGAGUCAAGCAACUUUUUGAAAAUGCGGUUGAUGGUUGGGGCAAUGUUGUCAGCCAGGGUCUUCAGGGCAAUGUUCGGGAUACAGUCAGGUCCGGGCGUUUAAUUGGGCUUCAGGUUUUUGAUAAGUUUGGCUACUUCUGGUUCAGUUAUGUUGAGGGGGCCUAUUGUAUCAGGUGAAGGUAUUAGGGAUGGUAUGAUUGUGGUGGAAAUUUUGGUGAAGACAGAUUGAAAAUGCGUUAGGAGAAUUUCUGCUUUGCAUUGGCUAUCGCUUACAAGUUGCCCGCUUUCUAGUAGGGGGUAACAAAACAUAUUUACCAUUCCUUUGUAACACUAAACUUAAUACAUCUUUUUAUAUUUGAAUGCAUUUUCACUUAAUAAAACGUGUAUGAUCUUCUUUAUUUCUAUACAAAUUUCUCACCUAUUUUAUUUAUCUUGAAACAUUCAAUGAAACAGCUCAAUCUACCUUAAAAAAUAAAAAUAAAUAUGAGAGAAUCAUAAUUUACCACUUUACAUACAUUUUGCGGAUUAGCUGGUGCUAAAUUAUGGUUCUUAUUAUUGGAAAUUAGAUUUUGAAUAAUUUGCCAAAGUUUAAAUUUUUGCAUUGAUGAAUCAUUUACAAAUAUUUGGUUUUUAUUUAAUAGGUAUUAUCUCAACAUUUGACCAUAAUUAUAUUAUUAUAUAAUUAUAAUUAUGUUACUUAAGAAUGAUAAAAGUCCCCUUGGCUCUAUCACUAACUGUCUUAGAUUUUCACUCAUAUAAAAUCCACUUCUAUGCUCAGCAUAGGAUGGCCACUAACUUAAAAAAUGUUACAGACUUUUCAUUAAAAAUUAAAUAGUUUUCAUACUAUUUAACAAUUGAAUAAAUUUAAAGUCCCAUGACUUUAAACUGUACAAGUUGGAUUUCAUAAUUGAAGAAGAAUAAAAAAAUCACCUAACAUCUGUACCUUUGAGAUAUUUAAAUAAUUUGUUGAAAUGUUAAGUAUAACCAUUCAAAAAACUAUUUUAGUGCUCUAAUGGAUAGUAAAACAAAUUUAAAAAUCCAAGUAAUUCAGCUAGUAAAUUAUCAAUUAUUAUUUUUUCUUUUCCACAUUCUUUUUGUAACAAAAUUUUACAUUUUUAGCAAUGAUGACCUGAGAUACCAAAGAAAGCGACAACAACUCAUCAUGUCUAAAGAUGGUGAUGGUGCACAUUGUCUCCAAUAUUCAGGCCUUUCAAUAACUCCAACCCAACAAAUGUUGUCAUCAUGCACUGGUGCAUUACUUACUUCCCUUUUAAGUAAGUAAUUUCACUGAGGUUAAAGAAAGAUGUGGGAAAAAAAAGUUAUAGGUAUUAUAGCAAUAGAAAUUAAUAUGUGAUUAUAUUCUAUAUGAGUAGGGGCAACUAAGUAGACUUUCAGGAGCCACACAAAGGAUAUACUUUUGCACAUCUGUGCUGGCCACAAAAUGGAUUCUUCAUUUAGUUACCCAUGUCUACUUAAAAGGCUUGAUAUUACAUUGUUAGUCUUUCUUGUGACAUUAGCAGAUCAGUUUAGGAGUUAAAUUGGUUUUGUUGAAAAUUCUGUUGUUGCAAGCCAGGUUUGUCACUUUGGAUCAUUUAAGUUGUCUUUGGUUAUUUUUUUUAGAUGCUGAUUUGACAUGGAGAGAAAAAUCUUGAGCGAAAACUAUGUUAGUGAUGUUUUCACCUUUUUGUAUUAUAAUAGAUUUUAUGGAAUGAACACAUUAAAAACCAUUCUAUUUUGAUAUUUAUUUAGUGACUCCAUUUGAUGUUGUGAAAAUCCGCCUGCAGUCUCAAGCCAAACCUUCUAAUUUCACCAAAGGUCACUGCUUUGUUUACUGCAAUGGUUUGAUGGAUCACUUGUGUCCUUGUGUGAAUGGUUUGACUCCUUCGUCUGAAUGGUACAAGAGGCCAAGCCAUUUUAAUGGGACCUUUGUAAGUUUAUCUUAUUUUACCUCUUGUCAAGGUGAUACAUUUAGCUCUGAUAUUUAAUGUCAUUUUUACCUUGAGAUUAGAGAAGUAAAAGUUUUGAAGUUCCAAUAAAAAUAUUCACCAUGUCCCAUUUCAGGAAAGGGACAUUAGUGUUUAUUAUGUAUAUUUUUCAACUUCUCGAGCUAGUAAUAGCAGGGUCAAUGUUGUCCAUUGUUGUCCUCACAUUGGGUAAAUACCUGAGUGGGAUAGACAUUUGCCAAGUAAACCCUGAUUAAAAUACAUCAGCUAUAAUAAUUGGAAGACAGCAGGUAACUGGUGUGGGAUAAAAUACAGGCUGUUUGAUUUAAAAAAAACAAAAAAACUUAUAUUAAAAAGUUGUAUUCAAAACAUUUAGGUUAGGACUACAGAAAUUAAUCCAGAAUAAAAAAAAAUAUACAUUACAUGCCUUUAUCAACAGAAUGUUAUACUUGAUAAAAAAAAAAUUUCAGUUUGUGUUAUUACUUUUACUUAAUGACUGGGUCGCUGAGCGGUCUAAACUGAAUCAAUUCCAAACUUACUGGACUUGAGCUCUCAAUUCCCAGAAAAUGCUUAGUCAAGCAAAAAAUUCACCAGCACACACACACACACACCCCCUCCCCCCAACCCCCUGUGGAUGACGAUUCUAAGAGAAGGCAAACUCUGAAAUCAAACCCAGGAGAUGGAUUCCCUUCAGCAUUAUGACAAUGAAAUUCACAACAAAAUAAGCUCAAGGUGAAGCCUUGGUCAACUUUGCGUUUGAAGGACGAACUAUGGAGUUAUUGAGAUAUUGUUACUUUCUCUUUGUUUAUGAUAUUCUGACAAAUAUUGUCCUCAAAUGUUCUAUCCAAUUCUUCCAUUCAUUGGUUCAGGAUGCCAUGAUUAAGAUAGCCAGAAAUGAAGGAGUUACUUCCCUUUGGAGCGGCCUUCCCCCUACCUUGUAAGCUCCGUCUCUUUAAACUAUUAAAAACAAUUGAUUUUAGGACAAGCAUCUUUUUUGAAGAAAGGCAAUAUCCAUUUUCUAAUAAUAAUUUUUGGGCUACUAAUUUUUUUGUCAGAGUUAAAUUUCCAUAAUACAAAAAUAAUAGUGGCGAAAGAAAAUGCUAAAAAUCUUCAUAUAUAUGAAUCUAAUAUUACUUGAAAAAGGAAUUGAAUAAAAAUUGUAAUAUUGCUCAAGAAAAGAGAGUCUUUAUUAUUAUCCAAGUUUCCAAGUUCUUUAAUUACUCUCUUUAGUAUGAAAUAAAAACAUUAUUACUUCAAAAUGUUAAAAGAUUCAACCAUAAAUGAGGUCAUGCAUCUAUCUAUAUGGCUGGAGGAGGGGGGGGGUGUCGUAGUGUCACAUAUUUGUGAGGAUGUGUGAAGAUAAUGUCUUGUUUUCUUUGAUGGUUUGUAAAAAAAAAUAAUUCAGGCAAAACGGUAAAUCAUUUAUAGAUGACCCUAACAUAACAAAAGUGUUAGACAAGCCUCCAUAACUCCUAAUUUUGUUUCUAGGGCAGUUGAAAUUGUAUUUUUAAAAGCCUAAUGGAAAUAUGAAAUGAUCUUAGCUGUUAUAUCAGCACUCUGUAUGUACUUACUUAAGAUCAAUUCAUAACUUCGACAGAAUUACCAUAUAAAUAAAAAAAAAACAUUAAGCAGUGUUCAUAUUUUUCACAUGUUUUCAGAGUUAUGGCUAUACCAGCCACAGUUGUUUACUUCACUAGCUAUGAGCAGUUGAAGGCUGUAUUAAACUACCAUGAGGGCAUUAACAGCGAUAGAUGGAAACCAAUGGUUGCUGGGGCUAUGGCAAGAGGUAGGUUGUAAAGUACUCCAUGAUAAAGGGUCCAUUGAAGUUUAAAAAACUUGAAGAUUUAAUUGCAUCUACAACAGUAAUCAUUGAUUGAUUUAUUGAAGCCAUUAAUGUUCUUUUAAAAUAUGAAAAUCUCACUAACUAUGAAGCUAAUUUUUUACUCCAUCUAAAUGUCUAUGUUUACCCAGAAAUUCAAAUAUUAUUCCCAGCUACUGUUCUUCCUUCCAAAUAAAUUGUCAUUGAAAACAAAAUGCUAUUGCAGAGAACCAUAGUUUAUAAAAUAUUUGACAAUUUUUGUCUGUUGUAUCAAUUUCAGUUUGGGCAGCAUCACUGAUUAGUCCAGUGGAAAUGAUACGCACCAAAAUACAGUCCAAACAUUUCACCUACACUCAAGUUUGGAAGGCAGUAGUCGACACAGUAAGAAACAAUGGCGUUCUCUCAAUGUGGAGAGGUUUGGGUCCAACGUUACUGAGAGAUGUUCCGUUUUCGGGUAGGUGACUUUGUAGUAAUUUCAGUUUAUUUGAAAAUGUCAGUUUUAAGCAUCAUUUUUUAUUUAUCCAUUGAUAAAACAUAUCAUUUAUUUAUAUUUUGAAAAAUCAACUGCUGGCAGAUGUUAUAAAGGAUUGGCUAAUUUCAACUUUAAAGUUUUGUUUUAUUUUGUAAUGUAAGUGAGGUAUUUGGUUAUAUGCCAACAUGUACGGUUUACGCGUACUUUGUACAGUUUUUAUGCUUUCGUGGAGCUCUAAGGCUUUUGUAAAAAAUUUUCACUCAAUUUGCAAAAUACAUAUUUUUGCACAAGACAUAUGUUCAAUCAAAUCUGGUGGUGCAAUAAAUUGAAAGUUGGAAAAAAAGAAGCUUAACUCUAUUUCUCCAUUCUUAAUGACCAGGUUGAGGAUCAGUAGGCCAUCAAAAUUUAGAAACAGUGUAGUUUCAUUGAUAUCAUUCAGUAAUACUAAAAGACAGUUUCUUAAUACUAAGAGAGUGUAGUGUGGUAGUAACUACAAUCUGUUUUUGUAAUUCCUAAUAAGAUCUGCAAUGUUAGUAAGUAUUAUUUUAAUUUAUUUUAAAUAAUUAAAUAUAUUUAGUUUUUAGUUAGUCAUUAUUCCUAUUUAUUGUAAUGUCAUGGCUUAAGCCCUUUGGUAUGGUGACAAAUAAGGUUAUAAACUAAAGGUAAACUCAACAACUGUGUCAAGAUGGAUGAACUUUAUUUUACUUCGUUAAUUUAAAUGCAGGAAUCUGUAUCACUACAGCUAGCCCAAUUAAAAGAAUAAUUGUCUGAUUACAUCUAAGUUGCUAUCAAAUAAUAAUAACAUUUCUAGUGACCAGUGUAAAAAGAAACCCCGAACACAAGUUAUUUUUAUUUAAAAGAUGCCAUAUCCAUUUAUGAAUGUUGUAAAACAUGCUUAAAUUUGCAUACAUUCAAAAUUGAUCAAAGUAAUGAAAAAGUUAUUAAUUAUAAUUUUUUAAAAACUUUUCAUUUUGUAUAUUUAAAUUUUUUUAUAGCCUUGUACAGUUUGUGGGGAGGUUUUGUACAUUUUUUUUUUUAUCCCACAGGUUGACAUGCAUAGAUGUUUGCCAUUUAAAAAUAAAACAAUGUGACUUGAAUGUGAAAAUUAAGAUAAAACAGAGCUCAUUACACAAUAAUAAAUUUUAAAAUUUAAUUUUUAUUUUAUACAGCUAUAUAUUGGACCAGUUAUGAGGCAAUGAAGGCACAGAUUCUGGACUCAUGCAAUCGGCCAUCUUUGACCUUUUUGGAGACAUUUACAGCUGGUGCUACUUCAGGCUCUGUAAUUUUUUUCUCUCCUCUAUUUAAUGAUUAUUCUGAGAGAUAGGACUUUUUUUUUUUUUUGCCUGACUUCUGGCAAUCCUUUAACAUGAAUGAUAAUAUUUAUAAAAUAAAUUUUUAUUAAUUUUUUUUUUACUGGCUUUGUUUUGAGACUGAUGAGACAGUAAUUUUGACAGAGGUGUGAUUAUAUUUGUUUUUUUUUUUUAUUUUUUUUAUACUUCAGGCUCUGUAAUUUUUUUCUCUCCUCUAUUUAAUGAUUAUUCUGAGAGGUAGGACUUUUUUUUUUUUUUUGCCUGACUUCUGGCAAUCCUUUAACAUGAAUGACAAUAUUUAUAAAAUAAAUUUUUAUUAAUUUUUUGUUUACUGGCUUUGUUAUGAGACUGAUGAGACAGUAAUUUUGACAGAGGUGUUAUUAUAUUUGUUUUUGUAUUUUAUUUUUCUUAUCCAGAUUGCUGCUGUUGUGACUCUACCAUUUGAUGUAAUCAAAACAAGGCGGCAGAUUGAACUUGGGGAGACAGAGUUUGCAGGUUAGUGCUUGUAAUUGACCACAUUUUAAAAAGUAUCCAACUGCGCCAUCUCCAGCCAAAAGCUUAUUUUAACACACGAACUGUGGUCGGCCGAAAAAAUCAGGACAUUCUUGUUCUGUACUGUGGUGGCUGAAAAAAUCUGCCCAUAAAAAACACGGUCCGAUAGUAAUUUCCAAUCCAAUAUUUAACAAGAAUUUUAGCCACUUCCUUUUAUUAAUAAUUAAAUCAUCUUCUUGUUCAAACUGUUUCGUGAUAACUUGAAAAUAAAUACUUUUCAAUCAGAGUUUUAUAUAGUGCAAGAACUAAUAGAAAUAUGUUUGAAAGCUUUUUAGGAGAGGUUUUAAGUGAUACUGAUGAUGAUUUUAACGUUCCCCAUGAUGAUAUUAGUUGAGAUUAUUCUUCUUGUGAAUUUUAUACUAGUCUCAGUGAUACUGAAGUAGGCCUACUGAGGCUACUGUUUGACUUCGAACCAGGUCCGGAGGUUGGGCAAGGCCUGACUGAAUUUUAGUCACAGAAGCUACCGAUUAUAGUUCAGAACUAAUACAUUUUAUAGUUAAACAGCCCAAAUCAGUUCCACAGUUCCUUUUUAAAUGUUUCCUAGUCAAUAAUAACUAUUUUGCCUGAGAUUUUGUAUUUUGUACUUGGUUUCAGCAGUGGUCCCAGUUUCUUAUAUAAAUGACCUAAAAUUAUUAAAAUUGCUUUCAGAGGUUUAAUUACAAUCAAAACCUUAGCAGACUAUACAUUUUCUGUAAGAUAAAUGAAUUUCUAUAUAACAUUUAGAUUCCUGUUUUAAGUGUAUCUAUAAAAAUUAAUGAUGUUAUGAGCCCUUGAAAGCAAGACAUUUUGUCGAAUUUUAUUUCUUGAGAACUCCAAGGUCAAGGACACUGAGCAAAAUUUUUUACCGGGUGGGCAAUAUGGCCAACUUUUUAUCCCCAGCCAUUUACCUUUCUAAAAAAUAUAAACUUAUAAGGGUCUUGUAUCAAUAUUUCUAUGUCAUUUAAUGCAAUUUCAAAUGGCACUCAAAGCGCUCUAAAAAAUUCCACACCACAGAAUGAUGCAUGCCACAGUUCGUGGGUUAAAAACAAAGGCACGACAGCGGGUAUAAUAUUUCAGAAUAAUAGUACUUCAUUUCUUAAAAGCUUUGAUUCAUCCAAUGUUUGUAAACAUGAAAUAAAUGUUAAAAAGUGGGGAAGGAGGCCAAUAGCUAUAAAUUAAGAUAAUGGCAACAUUAAACGAGUUCUGAAAAAAUGUUGAGUUUGUUUAUAUAUGCUGACAACUUUAUAAAAACUGUUGCCAAUUAUUAUCAUUUAGAGACUGGCAGUCUCUUUUUUUUAAUGGAAAAGACAGUCAUAUUUUAUAAAGUAGAUUUUGAUUUUUUAUGAAAUACAUUCUUUGAAACUUAGAAUUUCAGUCAAUUGUUAGCAAAGUAAACAUCAAUGGAAAGAAAAAUGUAUGAAAAUUUAAACUUAUUUUAUUUAACCCUUCUGGCACUGACCUACUUUUUUUGCUAUGUUUAGCCUCAGUACCAGAUAUUAUUUUGCUAAUUAUUCCCAGUGGCCCCAGACAUUUUUUUGGAAUGAGCCAAAUUUGAUAGGUUUGCAAAUUAUUUUGUAACUUUUUUGUUUUAAACAAUUGAUCAUAAAUAACAUGUAGAGAAUUAUCUGUUCAGAAAUGGAUAAGGGUGUUAAAAAUCCUUUUCAGUUUUGUUCAAACUUUUCAUUAGCAAUUGCACACUAGGGGAUUGUGUGGCUUACUGAAUCAAUAUGUACGUUGACACUAGUCUAAAACCUGCCUACAAGCUUCCUUAGGCGUAAAUUUUGAGCUAUAGUAAUAGUAGUCCUAUUUCCUUCAACAGUUUCAUUCCCUUCGUCAGCAUCAGAAUCAUCUAAUCCUAAUUAAAGCUCAAUAAUAGUUUCAGAACAAAAGGUUUCAUCAAGUGGGCGUAUGUCGCCAUCAACAAUAGCGCUAGCUGGCGCCAUGGAAAAAACAAAUACAGAUCUGCUAAAAAAACUCAGUAAUUGGUUGAUUUUCAUAUUUUAAAAGGCAAAAUAAAAUUCGGCUAUUCCCCUAACGAAUAAACAUUCUGUCCAAGAAUAUGGUGAAAGGCUAUAUCCUCGUUUUUGUGUUUAUAUUAGAUACCCCUCUAUGUGGCAAAUAGACGCGCUUGGGCAAGAGGGGACAUAACGGCAAGUGAAAAAAGAGGGACUUGGGCCACAUGGAAAAAAGUAGUUCACUGCAAAAAGACGCACCUGGUACUGUAAGGGUUAAUAUUAAAUAAUAUUAAUAAUAUUAAUAUAAAGUAAUAUUACCUGUUUCAGGUAAAAAUAAAGGGCCAACCUCUACCUGGAGAAUUAUACAUAAGAUCUAUGUAGCAGAGGGAUUUAAGGCUUUAUAUACAGGUAAGAUUGGGAUAAAAUUUUGUAAACUUUGAAAUGUAUGUGCAGAAAUUAAGAUGGCACGCAGAAUGAAAGCAAUAUUCUUUUUAGACAAAUCAGCUACAGUUCAUGUUUUCAAUUAUUUCAUUUGGUCAUAAGCUGUAAAGAUAUUUUUUUUCCAUUAUUAAUUUGUAAAACGUUAUAGUUAUAAUAGAAAAUUUAUAUUUUUCUUUUAAAUUAAAAUCUUAAAACUAAUAAUUUAAAAGAAUAUAAUUUUGUUUGAAGUGAUAAUUUCAUAAAGUACAUUUAUAUGACUUAAAAUAUUUAUUUAAAAAUGCUUGAAAUACAUGUGCCAAAAUUACACUAUGGGGAUAGAUUAUUUUUCUAAUAAUAAUAACCAAAUUUUUACAUAUUUACUCUUAAUAAUUAAUAAUUCAUUUGUCUUGAUAAGGGCUGCUCCCUAGACUAUUGAAAGUUGCCCCCAGCUGUGCUAUCAUGAUCAGCACCUAUGAGACAUUCAAGUAUUUCUUCUUCAACCGGAACAAGAAACUGGCUGAAGCUUUAGAGGUCUCUGAAGAGCAAAGUAUCCAGAAAGAUUUUUCACCCGCUACCUUCGAACUUCCAGUUUCAUAUUUACUGUCUUCAAAUCCAUCUGAUCAGUCAAUAAAGCUUCCUCUUCCGGUAAUAUCUGUGUUAGAGCUGCCUGAAAAUGAACAAUGUACAACACCACUACAACACAAAACAUGAAAGAAUCCUCAACACAAAACAUGAAAGAGUUAUUUACUGUUCAGUAGUGUAGGAUGAUGAAACGUGCAAAUAUAAACCCGGGCUAUGCUGGUACUAAUUGGAACUGCUACCAAAUGGUGUUGAUAAGAACACAGUGUGAAUCGUUAUUAUUUUCUUCUCAUCAAUGUAACACGGCGCACUCUAUUUAUCCAUCUAAAGCAUACCGGAAGGAGUCACACAAGGCAACUUCCCAGAUGUUAUUUUGAUUUCACUCCCUUACCAGUUGUGGAGAGAAUCUAAUAAAAGAAUCAUUUCCUUGUCUCUUAUUUCUGUGUUCAUGGAUUGAGGUGGUAUGACAUGUUGAGGCAUUAUAGUUAGAAGCAUGGUUUUUAUUUGUGUUAUAAAUUAUGUUGGUUUAUUUUUGAUAGUUUUUAACUCUCCCCCCC
Lymnaea stagnalis (great pond snail) is the source of this 12524-nucleotide messenger RNA. NCBI's taxonomy places the organism in Eukaryota, Metazoa, Mollusca, Gastropoda, Lymnaeidae. The record is from the annotation of a GenBank genome assembly.